Molecule: messenger RNA, 1860 nt
Organism: Monodelphis domestica (gray short-tailed opossum)
Lineage: Eukaryota; Metazoa; Chordata; Mammalia; Didelphimorphia; Didelphidae
Gene: EMC3
Product: ER membrane protein complex subunit 3
Biological process (GO): protein folding in endoplasmic reticulum
Cellular component (GO): membrane; EMC complex
Source: RefSeq, a predicted model, not a curated record
AUGGCCGAGCCCGAGCUACUGCUGGACUCCAAUAUCCGCCUCUGGGUGGUCCUGCCCAUCGUGUUCAUUACCUUCUUCGUGGGCAUGAUCCGCCACUAUGUGUCCAUCUUGCUGCAGAGCGACAAGAAGCUCACCCAGGAGCAGGUGUCCGACAGUCAAGUCUUAAUUCGAAGUAGAGUCCUCAGGGAAAAUGGAAAAUACAUUCCCAAACAGUCUUUCUUAACACGAAAGUAUUAUUUCAACAAUCCUGAGGAUGGAUUUUUCAAAAAAACGAAGAGGAAGGUAGUGCCUCCAUCUCCUAUGACAGAUCCUACCAUGCUCACAGACAUGAUGAAAGGAAAUGUAACAAAUGUACUUCCAAUGAUUCUUAUUGGUGGAUGGAUCAAUAUGACUUUCUCAGGAUUUGUCACAACUAAGGUCCCAUUUCCUCUGACUCUCCGAUUUAAGCCCAUGCUACAGCAAGGAAUUGAAUUGCUUACUUUAGAUGCAUCCUGGGUAAGUUCUGCAUCCUGGUACUUCCUCAAUGUAUUUGGACUCCGAAGCAUUUAUUCACUCAUUCUGGGCCAAGAUAAUGCUGCAGACCAGUCUCGAGUGAUGCAGGAACAAAUGACAGGAGCAGCAAUGGCCAUGCCUGCAGAUACCAACAAAGCAUUUAAGACUGAGUGGGAAGCACUGGAACUAACUGAUCAUCAGUGGGCACUAGAUGAUGUUGAGGAAGAACUCAUGGCCCAAGAUCUCCACUUUGAAGGCAUGUUCAAAAAGGAGCUACAGACCUCCCUUUUCUGAAGGCUCAGGCAGCGGUUCAGCCAGCUCUGGCAUCCUCAGCAUGCUGCUGCACUGCUGGUGCUCAGUGAAGUCAAAGAUUUUUAUUGUUUGUGUUUGAGAAGCUCAGAAUAAAGAGGAGCAUGCGUUGGACACCCAACUAGGGCCUAGUCUCGUCUGAACUUGUUUCCCUUUUAUGUUUGAAGUCACAAGAAGUUAAAGUCUUUUAUAUGACUUGGUGGAGAACUCUUUUUAAAAAUAAUUUAUUUUCCAGUUUAUGUCUCUGGUAAUAGAGGAGGAAGUCCCAUAGUGAGAGCAUAAACAAAUAGCAAGGUUGCACCUUUUGCCAAAACAAAUAGUAACCCUUCUGAGUAAAUAACAGUGCCGCUGAUCUUUCUCUGGGGCUCAAAGAAAUGAAGUCUCUUCUUACUGCCCUCCAAUGACAGGAGCUCCCAUUUUGUGGUACGUGACAGUUUACAAAGCUCUUGGUAGACCAGGCUUGCCAGAGAUAUUCAACCCUUUUUAGCAGGGCAGACACAGAGGCUCAGGAGCCCCAUCACCUGACCAGGAUAGUGCAGCUGCAACUCAAGGCCGGGUCUGCCCCAUCCCCACCACCAUCAUUCUAAUCAGCAGCUUACUGGAAGCCACAGCUUCUGGAGUGGGUCAGGAAGUUAGCUUCCCCUUCUCCGUCGACAGUGAAAGUGGUGAUGGAACCCAGCACGGUCCUGAAGUGCCUUCUGAAUCAUCAGAGGCCGGUUCAGGGAUGGCUGGUCUUUACUAGUACUGAGUGGGAUUUAUUGCAAUCUAACUUUUCGGAAAGCUGUCAUCUGUGCCCUCUGUUGUGACUCAGUCAAAACACUCCAUUCCUUAGGGAUUGUUGUAAAUAAAUAGGAAUUUGCUGCUUGAUAUAGUGAGCUGGGCAGAAGCUGAUUUAAUUCUAUCCACACGUGUUAUGGGCUGAGCAGUGACCAUUUUGACUUGGUUAAAUGUAAUGGCAAAAAUUGUUUUUACAGUGUGGUUCAUGAAUCUCUUCAUGUGACAAGAGUUGUAACUAGUAAAAAACCUAACCAACUCUACAAAUUAAACAACUGAACCCUC